GGCAACAUCAGGGCUCGCAUUGAAACGACUGGGGGUGAUGCUUGAACGGGCUGCCGGGUAUCUUGAGAACGCAGGUCGGCGUUUCUUCCGGGACCCCAAUGGCCUCGCUCGAAGACGAGGAUCCCCGUCUCCCUUUACUUUCAGUUACCAUGGUGCAGACCUCGACUCCCACCAUUGGCUUCUUGUCCUCCUAGAGACGUCAGAUCAGCGAAGAUCGCAUGCCUUGAGCCCUACUUCAAGCGCCAGGAGAGCCGCUAAAGACCCGCAUACUCCAUUCCUUGAUUUUCUAUACCCUCCGCCGACCCAGCAGUUUGUAGCAUCAUGCGUGCUACGUCAGUCGAGGAGGCUUGUUGCAAGACGACGGAAGAGGUCUAUUCCGAGCCUGAAGAGGUCUUACACAUCCGACACGACUAGCGCGUGUCAGGUAUUUAGGGGAAAUGAGUUUGAGCCGAACCUGCUCGCGGGUUCACAUACAGAGGAAAGUCGAGAACAUGCCAGGAUCGACCUCGUUACACUGCUUGGCGAAGGGGAGGAGGGAGAAUACAAUAGAGCCUGGGAUCUCUUUGCAGCGGCGGGCCAUCCGCCUGAUAUGAAUUCAGCGCUUCUUGCAUACUUAUGCACUUCCCGUGACCCAGUUAAUUGGAGGCGAGUCAAUCGUUUAUUCGACGGAAUCUCUGAGGAAAACCGCCGUGCAGAAGACUACUUCCAUUUAGCGAAAUCUCGAUUAUUUGCUGGCUCUCUGCUCGAAGCAAAAUCGAUAUGCCUAGAUGCUCUAGCAAAGGGCAUUGGGGUUCCAUGUUGGACUUGGAUGUUUGCACAUUUUAUGGAUAACGAGCAGUAUGAUUUAGCUAUAAAUAUGUGGACCGUGAGACCUCAAGAUGCGAAGGCCAAUACGUUGCUUUCUUGUGUGGAUACCUCGUCUCUGGUGAGACAGGCUGCAGCUCUAGCGGCAUACUUACAAGACCAUCGUGAUCUUUUUUUUGGGAUUGAAUUGGCGCGCUUUCUGCUCGACCACAUAAUUGCCUCUCCCGAAGUCAUUGACACUACUCCCACGGAGGCAAUCCUUAAUAUAUUGCGGAAAUAUAAUGCCCUGGGUCUUGUCAGAGCAAAUGACUACUAUACACUUAUCGAGACUUUCGGAUCGUCCAACGUUCGGUCAUCUUUCGUCAGGUCUAUCCUUGUCUACCGCAAUUUCCGCUGGCAAAUGGCAGACGAAAUUCCUCCGGCGAAGAUUUUAACUCUUCUAUUAACGCGUCUUGCCUCAUUUGAAAUCACAAGCGGCAUCCGAUAUCUCUUAGACGAGUUCUCUCAUUUCUAUACUAAGCCAUCGAUAGAAGCUUACAAAUAUGCUCUUAUUGCCUUUUCAAGAGCCGGAGAGGUGGAAAAUAUCAAAAGCAUAUUUGAAAAGUUCGUGGCAGAUCACGGGAAACCGUUGAGUCGGAGGCUUGUCAAUCCUCUUCUAUAUGUUCACGCGAGGCUAGGUGACGUGGAAGGUACCCGGCAACAAUUCAGGAGGAUCAAUGAUGAAUUCGGUCUUGAGCCGAACACGGCCUCUUGGAAUAUCUUGCUUACGGCGCACACAAGGGCAGACGAUUUUUCCGGGGCUUUCUCAACGUUCAAGCAAAUGUUGGAGACGGGCGUGCAGCCUGAUACGCAUACCUUUGGUACAAUGAUGGGGCUCUGCGCUAAUAGGGGUGAUAUCGAAAGCGUUCGUUCUCUGCUAGUUGUAGCAAGCCAGCGACGGAUUACCAUCACAACGCCUCUACUUGACACCAUUGUGGAGGCCUAUUGCAACAAUAGAAGACUAGAUUUGGCCGAAAGCAUGGCCGAGGCAUGUCUCAGCUUGAACGUCAAGGGGUCUCUGGUGAGGAUGUGGAAUGUCCUUCUUUGGAAUUACGCGUUCAGAUUGGACUUGGAAUCCAUUUCUAGAAUCCGAUCACGCAUGGAUGCUGCCGGAGUACAACCCGACGGCAUGACCUACGCUGCUCUUAUGCUCGCGCUGGCGCUCGUUGGACAACCUGAUUCGGCACGUCGUAUUCUUAGAACGCUUCACAGGAGUCGCCGCGUUCAUGCGACAGACUUUCAUUAUGCCAUAGUCUUGUAUGGCUACGUGAAAACCCGAAAUCGAGAUAUGGUUCACAUUAUCUAUCGGGAAAUCAAGGAGCGUUUUAAUCGACCCGGGUUAGGCGCAAGACUACUGGUUCUUAGGAGCCAAAUCCGACGGGACUUGGACCACUUCAGGGAUACUCGAAGUGACAUCAACUCUGUCAACGCACGUCUCCAAAACGCCGAACGGCUUCUUGCCGAAGCCAUUGCUGAUUUUGAACCCUCGAUGCUGGCAUCAAAAGAACCUACACCUGGCAUCGGUAGACAGUCGCUUAGCCGAGCUUUCCCCGAUAUCUACUACGAGUAUCUUAUUAAAGCGUAUGGCGCCGUGGGCGCAUCGGCGAAGGUCGAGGAACUAUUCGACCAAUAUAUAAACGGCAAGCAGCCACGGUAUCCAGUUGAUAAUCCCUAUGAACUUGCACCGCUUCGCCUACUUUCUGCUUUGAUGCUUGCUCACCUGAGGUCUGAGCAGUACGACAAGGUCGAAGAAUUUUGGAAAAUAGCAUUUCCACGUGCUAUUAAGAUGGCCAGCCGUCCAGACCUCAAGGAAUGGCUAUCUUCGGCUCCAGUCGGUCAGCCGGCAUCUCAUCCAUCUUUGGCCGUUUCUGGGAAGAAGAAUAGCGAACUCCCAUUAAGCUCCGACAUGCCUAAUCCGGAAGAAAAGGUGUCUAUUUUACCAUCAUACCGAUUUAUGCUGUCUUGGCCCCUCUCCAUGUAUCUGCGGGCGUUGGCCUACCAGGACAAACCUUGGAGACUAUCCCAAGUGAUGAAGGAAGUUGAGCAUGCGGGAUUUUCCCUAACAACUUUCAACUGGUCCACGUACGUGCAAAUGCUUGCCCAGUCAGACAGGCCAUCGGAUCAGUUGGAAGCAUUCACUGUCUACGAGGAGAAAUUCAUGCCCAACUUUCCUGGAUGGAAUAACCUUCGCCGAGGAGUUGGAGUGAGACCUCCCAGUGCUCCAGAUACCGUUGAUCUCAUAGAAAAUCCUAGGCGCCGGAAACGCGGUUACCUGGGUAAAGUUGGUCGCAGGUAUUGGAGCAAAAUUCAACCUGAUUUUAUGCAACCGACUUAUAUCUCCAUGGUCUAUCUUGCAUCUGCUUUGCUCUCAUUCCGGGAGAGGAGUAUUAUUGAUGGCGGCGCAGAAGUGAGGGCUCUCUACGAAGCCGCUCCCAAUACAGUCCAGGCGGUUGCUGGGAUUCCCUACCUCCGAGAUAAAUUCCAGGGUGUCAUUCUUCGUCAUCGUCAGCAGCGGGGUGUGGACCCUAAAAGUACGAAGCCAUACGAGCCUUUCGUAUGGACAGGUGGUAUCCUUGGUGUUGGUGGGGAGUCACGGCCUCGUGACACACGCCGUCCGAAGCAGCAGCCCGAUGAGCAGUGGCUAGAGCCGGGCGAGUCAUUGCGGGAUAUCAGACCUGAGCAACAGGCUUCUGAAGAUCAGAUAGGGACAGAGACCACCGCUGAAGCCCAGGUGGAGCUACCGGAGAGCACGCUUGAUCACCAAGAUGAAUACGACAUCGAAGCCGAAACAAUCUUGGAACGAAGACGACGGGCCAAUGCGACGGAAGACUAUGAAUUAGACAAUGAGGAGCAUGCAAGAGAAGAGGCUAGGAAGGCUCAAAUAGAAAGAGUCGAGGAAGAAGAGGACGAAAUGAAUGAAGCGGAAGCGGAAAUGGAAGGGAAAGAACAAGAGGAGAAUCAAGAAGAGGAUGAAGAGGGAGAAAACGAAGAUGAAGAAGAGAAAGACGAAGACGAAGAAGAGGGGGAGAAAGAGGAAGAGGAAGAAGAAGACGAUGAUGAAAGUGAAGGCUUUGGAAAAGGUCCCAGAAGACGUCGCAGACGCAGGCGCUGAAUAAAGGGAAACAACCAGCUCGACGAAUCUGAUGAUUAUGUGCAUUUGCACCGAGUUGGGAUUCGAAUAUAGUUUGUAGAUGUAUCAUAUUCAUGGCCACAAAAGAAUCUUGUGUAUAUGUUGCUACAUAAACUUUUUUGUUCUAUUUCAUCAUGUUGUCAGCUCAGCGCUUAGAGCCUCGCCAGCUAUU
Monascus purpureus is the source of this 4145-nucleotide messenger RNA. The record is from the annotation of a GenBank genome assembly. Lineage: Eukaryota; Fungi; Ascomycota; Eurotiomycetes; Eurotiales; Aspergillaceae.